Echinostoma caproni is the source of this 2415-nucleotide messenger RNA. The record is from the annotation of a GenBank genome assembly. NCBI's taxonomy places the organism in Eukaryota, Metazoa, Platyhelminthes, Trematoda, Plagiorchiida, Echinostomatidae.
AUGGGUCAACAAAAUACCGGCUGUGUUCCGACACUUACUUCGAGUCCAACGGGAAAUGUCUACCAACUUUCCACUAUUGGUUCGAAUCCCACUGGGUUGAGUGGUGGUGGCAAUGGCAAUAAUACCGUUGGGGGUGCUGGUGGUAAUAUGCUUUCCGGAGGACCCACCCAUCCUGGAUUCUCUAGUGCUCCAGCCCAAACUACUAACAGUUAUUCGCAGAUGCACAUGUCCCAACAGCAACAACCACCUCCCUAUUCCAUGGCGACCGAUAUGAUCCCUACAGGCCAUCAUUUAUCCAAUGCAAUUCCUACGCAGUUCGCUAAUCAGCAGUCCUAUACUCAGGUAAUCGGACCAAAUGGCGAGAAAAUGAUAUCACAGCAACAAAAUAUUUCCGUCAGUCGUAACUCUGGCCUCGGAUAUGGUGGUCCCCGGCCACCAAAUCCUACCGGCCCGAUCUCUUCACCCAUACCACAGCAGAAUCCUAACGCGGGACCGACACAGCCGUAUGGGCCCAUGAUGUCCGGUCCGAAUUCUGGUAUGUCUCAACAGCAAACCCAGCAGCAGCAACAACCCCCACCCAAUCGAAUGCCACCCAAUCAGAUGGGCCCGAAUCGUGUCGGUGUUCAGACCGAGGUGGUCAACUCGCGAUCUGUUGGCCCUCGACCUGUCUCAGGAUUAUCUGAUCCAGCGACUGGUUUUCAAUCACCUUCCGUCUACGUCUCCUAUUCCGGACCACCGGUAUCACAAACCGGUCCGGGUUUGCAAGUGCCUCCCUAUUCCAUCGGAAUGUCCAAUCCUGGCCUUUCAGUCCCCAUGCCCACUAUGGUCAACAACACUAAUAGCUCAAACAUGGCACCCAUUGGCGCAUCUUAUACCUCGGGGCCUAACCCAGCGAUUGUCGCCACUUCAGGACGCUCCACCGGUCCAAGUCCUGGUUCUGGUCCUAUUCCUCCUGGGAUGCAACUGGCUCCUGGUCCUUAUCCAUCCUCACAAACCACCAACCGUCUGGCCCCUACGGGUUACAACAUGACGCAGUCAUACCCUUCAUCCGUUCCCGGAUCAAGCCCUUUCCGAACACAACCUGGUGGACUAAUGCCACGCGCUGCCGGUGAUACGGCUUCUCCGACCCCACAGAUGCACAAAGAUCCUUCAGGUCCUGGCUGCAUGGGCUCACAGCCGCCGCCGCCUUGUUCCUCUGCUGGACCUAGCGGUACUGGGUCUCCCAACCCCAACACUAACGCUUCAAAUAAAGGUCCUCGGGGCGUCAAUGUUUCCAAUCCGAACUCUGGUAUGUUCAGUCCAUCCAUGCUUCCCUCGGGUCCCUGUUUGACCCCUAGCAAUGCACUCACUCCACCAAUAGGAACCGGUCCCGGUGGUAUGAUCAUCGGUGGGCCAUCUCAAUCAAUGGUCAAUUCCAUGAACGGAUGUCUCACACUCGGGCAAGAUGGAGAAAUGAAGCUCAAUUCCGUCCAAACUCCCGACGGUUGUUACAUUCAAUCAAGACCAAUGUCCUCAUCCGGUUCUCGUGAUCCUUCACUAUCCACCGGAAUUCCCAUGAAUGGACCAGUCUGUUCAGUCGGUGGUAACAGUGAUUCCGUUCUCUCUUCGUCCGCGUUCCCAAUGGCUCCAAACCAGAUCAAUGUGACCUCAACCGGUAUCCCAUAUCCUCCCGGCCAACAAAUGUCCGUCAUUCCCAACGAAUUUGACUCCAUGGGUGCCACCAACUCCCCACUCAUGCUGAUGACGAUUCCUGCCUCCUCGCCAAUUCCUGGCCAGAGCGGAAACUCGGCAAUGAUGAACGGACCCGUUUCCAUGAACAUGGCCGUGGGUGGUGGAGCACCAGCCCCACCUCCCUAUCACCAUCAUCACCAUCACCACCCUCAACAACAACAGCAGCAACAGCAAGCACCACCCGGAUCAAUUAUCAAUUGUCGUUCCACGAUGAGCGGUGGGAUGCCACCAAGUGCCUCGUUUUUUGGGUCUCCAACUGCAGUGACCGCCACAAUGACUUGUGGCACCACUACAACGUCGGCAGGUGUCAUGCACGGCGUCCAGCUCAUGCCUACCAUGUCGGAAGCUCUGCCGGGUCAAGUUCAAUCUGGUCAAAUGGAUCGGCAUUUCAUCGGUAUGUCGGGUGACGGAAAUGUCACACCGACUGCAAUGGGGAUGACCAUAACCACCAGCUCCGUGUCUGCCACUGCUCCGGUUUCCGCACCGGGCGUCAACGCGCCUACGGCUACACUUACCACCGGGAAGGCUCAUCCUGUUGGUGGAGCCGCCAAAGCAGCUGCCAGACCGAAGCGAACAAGAACCAAAGUAAGUCAACGUAACGAGGCACAAAUUUCCUUGGAUCACUUGACCGAUGUGGGUCGCAUAAAUUCCUUUGAGUUGGGGCUUAAUUGCCAUUUAACUUAA